Branchiostoma floridae (Florida lancelet) is the source of this 2265-nucleotide messenger RNA. RefSeq names its product mesoderm-specific transcript homolog protein-like. The coding region runs from base 180 to 1898 and encodes 572 amino acids. The record is from RefSeq and is a predicted model, not a curated record. Lineage: Eukaryota; Metazoa; Chordata; Leptocardii; Amphioxiformes; Branchiostomatidae. The transcript is spliced from 13 exons.
AAAGGUUAUUGACCUGUAGGUCAUUGAACUUUAGCAUUUGAAUAGCAAACAGACAUGCUCUGAAACCCAAUACAGUAGCCACUCACACUGUAAAGGGGCAGCAGUUGGUAACAGCUUUGUAACUGAAAUCUUAUGAUAUACUAUCCUGAGCUAAGUUUCUGAUAUUUUGUGGUACAGUUAUGGCAUACAUUGGGAAGAGAGGUAUUGUGUUAAGUGUGCUUGCAGCAGUCCUUGUAUGGGCUUUUAGGACGUCCCCAGGCCUUAUACUUUCACCCCAGCUGAGAGAGUGGAAACAGUCGGGCAAGUUCUUUUCACACGGAGAGUUCAAGGUCUUCUACCAUGAUGAAACUGGAAAGGGGGAAGCUGGUGAGGUUGUUCUCUGUAUUCAUGGCUUUCCAUCAUCCAGCCAUGACUGGGUCAAGGUGUGGGAUGGACUGCAGGGAAGAUUUGGCCGUGUUAUCGCCUCAGAUUUACUGGGCUUUGGAUUCAGUGACAAACCCUUGGACCACAACUACAGCAUCUUUGAGCAGGCCUCCAUCAUAGAACAGCUGCUUGAGACAUUGGAAGUUAAGGAGGUGUACAUCUUGUCACAUGACUAUGGAGACACCGUAGCGCUGGAGCUGCUGAGGAGGUUUCUUGACCGCCAAAAGUCGUCCGAGAAAAGUGCUGCUCACCUGAGGAUAAGGAGCGUUUGUCUGAUGAAUGGAGGUUUUCUUCCUGAGACCAUCACCUUUCAGUGGGUUCAAUAUCUCCUGACUACUUCCCUAGGACCUUAUUUGUCAAGAUUGAGCAACUUUCUCCCAUUCACAUUCAAACAAGGACUCUUCUGGUCUGUCCUUAAGCGAGCAACCGGGAAGGGGAAGACGGGGAUCCCAUCCCUCUCCGUCAACGGCAAAGCAGUCGGAAAGGAUAAAGACAAAGCCGAAGUAUUUAACAACACUUUCGUUAAUGUAACCAAAGCCACACAUCCAGAUCGCAUCCGAAGGCUUCCCAAGUUCACCGACAAAGAACUUAGUGCAAUACAGGUAUCAGAGGAGGAAGUCCUGGACGUCCUCAAAGAGCUGCAUUCCAACAAGGCCCCAGGUCCAGAUGCUGCAGUGUUCCUAGACGUGCGCCGUGCUUUUGAUACUGUCUGGCACGACGGACUCGUUUAUAAACUGUCACGUUAUGGAGUGGUAGGCACCCUCAACAUGUGGUUCGGAGACUACCUGUCUGGCCGCCAGCAACGAACCCUUCGCUGGACCGAGCACGCUCAACUCACGUCCAACAAGGCCAGGAGAACACUGGGGCUCCUGUGGAAGCUCCGUGGCAAGCUGUCGCAGGAAGCCCUGGAACUAGCUUACUUCACGCUUAUUCGACCUAAGCUGGAAUACGCUUCUGUUCUUCUUACCAACCUUACUGUUGCCGCUUCUAAGACCCUGGAACGAGUGCAGUACCACGCAGGACGUCUUGUCACUGGUGCUGCACCUCGCACACCCUACUCAGAGGUUCUGCAAAAGCUCGGCAUCAGCAAAGUUUACGGUCCCGACACCAAACCCUCCCCCGCUGAGUAUGAUGACCACCAGACACUCCUGAGAUGGAACGAUGGGCAUCUGGCAAUGGGCAGUAUAAGCCAGUACCAGAAUGAGAGAGUUGCACACAGAGAGAGGUGGGUGGAGGCAGUGCAACAGUCUACAAUACCAGUGCACCUGAUCUAUGGUCCAGCCGACCCAGUCAACACACCUGUCCUUCUAGAUAGGUACAGGGAGCUGUUUCCCCGAGCAACAGACACUGUUCUCAACAGCAAGAUUGGCCACUAUCCGCAUGUUGAAGAUCCCCAGUCUGUUCUUACAGCUUUCUUCAACUUUCUUGAGAAGGUCGCUAGCUUCAAGCAGUCUUCAAGUCCAGGAAAGAUGUAGCUGUAACACUCACCACUAGUAUCAUUAUCUCAAAAACUUUGUCAAAUUUGUACCUCAACCACAGUAGAAGAUGAAGUGGAGGAUUGUACUAUCAUGCCACUAAUAAUAGAAACGUCCUAUUUAAUUAAUGUAUAGAAAGUAGAUUUCCUCAGUUUUUGCACUGAAAAUUUAUAUUCCUCACACACUUUGACAAACCGACUUAAAUGCUGGACCCAGACAAUCCUACAUUUUCACCCAUAACGAGAGCAAUAAGAAGCUGAAUUUCUACACGAGAUUAGAUCUAUGAAACUUUUACGAGUAUGUUUUGUCCUUGUUGUGACCUUACUUAGCCUGGUUGGGCAAAUACAUAUUUUAUAUGUACAAUAAA